Messenger RNA from Nothoprocta perdicaria, 1850 nucleotides. It is a transcript of the gene RAB27A, whose product is annotated as RAB27A, member RAS oncogene family. Gene Ontology annotation, biological process: melanosome transport; positive regulation of exocytosis. Gene Ontology annotation, molecular function: GTPase activity; GTP binding. Gene Ontology annotation, cellular component: melanosome; secretory granule. The coding region runs from base 128 to 793 and encodes 221 amino acids. The transcript has 5 exons. The record is from RefSeq and is a predicted model, not a curated record. NCBI's taxonomy places the organism in Eukaryota, Metazoa, Chordata, Aves, Tinamiformes, Tinamidae.
UUGCUGGAUUCCUUGUAGAUAAAAUAGGGAUUUGUAUUUUACAUAUAGGGCAAAAGAUGCCUUACACAGUUAUUGAGUAACUAAUGCUUUUUGCUUUGCUCUCUUAGGUGUCUCCUGAAUUCUCACUAUGUCUGAUGGGGACUAUGAUUACCUCAUCAAAUUUCUAGCGCUCGGUGAUUCUGGAGUGGGAAAGACCAGCCUCCUUUACCAGUACACAGAUGGCAAAUUUAAUUCCAAAUUUAUCACAACGGUGGGCAUUGACUUUCGGGAAAAGAGAGUGGUCUAUAGACCCAACGGGCCAGAUGGCRUUAGUGGCAGAGGGCAGAGGAUACAUCUUCAGCUCUGGGAUACUGCAGGGCAGGAAAGGUUUCGUAGCCUGACAACAGCUUUCUUCAGAGAUGCAAUGGGGUUUCUUCUACUCUUUGAUCUGACAAAUGAGCAAAGCUUCCUCAACGUCAGGAACUGGAUAAGUCAGCUACAAAUGCAUGCAUAUUGUGAAAACCCUGACAUUGUAUUAUGUGGAAACAAGAGUGAUCUGGAAGACCAAAGAGUGGUGAAAGAAGAAGAGGCAAAGGAACUUGCAGAAAAAUAUGGAAUACCCUAUUUUGAAACCAGUGCAGCUACUGGGAGUAACGUAAGCAAAGCCAUCGAUACUCUGCUUGACCUGAUCAUGAAGCGCAUGGAACGGUGUGUGGAUAAAUCCUGGAUCCCCGAAGGGGUCGUGCGCUCCAACGGCCACAGCUCUACGGAACACCUGAACGAGGAGCAAGACAAAGGCAAAUGUGGCUGCUAGCCGAGUUACAACAGUUGAAUUUAAUGUGUAUGCUAAGGUAUAGUACAGCUGCAGCUUAACUGUUUAACUUAUGGACCAACAGUGUCAUAUAGUUCUAGUAUGAAGCUAUAUUAAUUCUUGGUGUUUCCUUUUGAAUAAUUUUGGCUCUUGCUUGGAAGGUGUGCAAUUUAUGUGCAAUUUAUGUGCAGAGGGCAUCGUCUGAGCCCYCUUCUUUGGAGGACAGAAAAGGAGGGGAGUUUUCAUCACCAAAUGUAGAAAAAAUAUGUAUAGACAAUAGGAAAGGGUGGGCAUCUGCACAGCAUUCUCAGGUGCCAUUUUAAAGCUUCUCUGCAUACACAGACUAAGCACAUAGAUUAAAUAACAUGAGCGCUCUUAUUCUCUGCUAACAGUAAGUUCACCAACAGCGUUCAUGAUUCUGAACAGGUCUUGAUUCUACUUGAACAGAAAUGUUUUAUCAUUCCAUCAUUAGAUAAGUCAUGAAGAGCAAACCCUAAUUUUCCCACAAAAGCACAAAAUAACUUUUCUUUGCUCUUACAAACCAUUAGCUUCUAGUGAUGAAAACUAAGAGAACUAUUCUAUGUGGAAUAAAAAACUGUCCAGAGAAGCACAACAGGUGCACAUUUAAAGCAGUUUAGGUAUGUCAUGAAAUUGAACACUUAAACUACAACUGUACUAUAUGAAACAUAUCCAACACAUGUUUGAGACCUCCUGGCAUCAUCUGAAUUUUUAGAAUAUGCAUACGUUUAUAUGUAAAUGGCAUAAGUGUACAUCUGCUGUUUUAUUCCUUUUUAUAUUGGCUCUCAUAUCCUAGCAGGAACGCAGGGCAAACUAGACGUCAGCAGAAUCUCAUAAGAGCUAGUGCUUUAUGUUGAAUUGGUUUUACCAAACACAGAUUGGGAACCUUCCUUCAAAUUGGGACUGAGAAAUGAACAGUGAUUGUCCUCUGUGAGACACAGCUGUCUAAGAUACCACUUCUGUCUAAAUCAGUAUUUCUAUAAAUUCAUACUGCUCACUUUCCCCCUGCCAAACUUUGCAUCCAAAUCGUUGUUAUCAUAUA